GACAGAGUCACACUAACCUAAAAAUAAACCCACGAAGAAGAAGCAGCUCCGGAUACUUCCGCCAGCAGUUGGCUGACUUCACGGAGGUUAACAUGCUGAGCUUCUUCUGACAGCUGACUCUCACACUCCACAGCUCUGUGGACGUUUUACCAGCAGCAGCUUCACCAAACAUCGGAGGGAUGCCGCCUUUAAUUUGCGCUGAGUUGGUCCAGAAUCCGGUGCAGCUCUAUCGAUAUCUCCUCCGCUGCUGCAAACUGUUACCAAGCGCAGCGAUGCAGAAACAUUACAGACACACCAUCAGACAGGGUUUCAACAGCCACUCGGAUGAAGACGACAAGGAGAGGAUCCAGCUGAUGAUCCAGAGAGCGAUCGAAGAUGCAGACUGGAUUCUUGAUAAAUACACCAAGAAGAAGUGAGGCUCUGAGAGCGUGAUGUCAUCCUUCGGUGGAUGUUCGGCUUCUUCUUGUUACUCCUUCUUUUUGAUUGUGAUCGUGUGCAAAAAGCCAUGAUGAAGCAGCGUCUCCCUCCAGAAGUUUAAAAGUGUAAAUACUGUUAUGUGUUGUUUCUUUUUCAAUAAAUGAAUGCUUAUUUAAAGAA
Molecule: messenger RNA, 597 nt
Organism: Notolabrus celidotus (New Zealand spotty)
Lineage: Eukaryota; Metazoa; Chordata; Actinopteri; Labriformes; Labridae
Gene: lyrm9
Product: LYR motif containing 9
Exons: 4
Coding region: 180-416 (78 amino acids)
Source: RefSeq, a predicted model, not a curated record